Wyeomyia smithii (pitcher-plant mosquito) is the source of this 2799-nucleotide messenger RNA. RefSeq names its product tetratricopeptide repeat protein 27. Gene Ontology annotation, molecular function: protein binding. Lineage: Eukaryota; Metazoa; Arthropoda; Insecta; Diptera; Culicidae. The transcript is spliced from 3 exons. The record is from RefSeq and is a predicted model, not a curated record. Bases 405 to 2735 code for a protein of 776 amino acids.
CGUUUAGCCGUUAUCACGUUCCGCUCCAGAUUUGUGUCUAUUAAGCCUGUAGUACACUCUUUGUCUAAUAGUCAAAUAUUUGAUCUUCUGACAUAAUGGUCAAAUUUAUUUGACAUCAUGGUUGUUGUUUGCCCGUGUUUGCCCCAUGUUAAAAUUGGAGAGUGACAAAUAAUUAUCUUUGACCAAAUUUUUAUCUGUCAAAAAGUGACAAAUAUUUGACGCUCGGUCAAAGAGUGUACUAUACAGGCUUUAGCUGUAUUCGAUAUUUUUGACAGUUUUGUAUUUUGAAUGGAAAUAAUGUCGACACGGUAAGACCAGCACAGGGUGAACACAACACAUGCUCUUAAUGUUUAAUGUGUACCAAUUAUUUUAUCGAGUAAUAAGCCAAUAAAACGUGCACAGUAAUGCUGUUGUUAAAUUUUGCAGGCAAAGAAGAUAACCCAGAGCUAUCUCAACUUUGUACACACAUUGAAAACUGUGAUUGGUUCAAAUGUUUCAAUAGCGACUCGUUCCAGCUAGUAGCGGCAGGAAAUCCAGCUAAAGUUGACCGGCAGGAACUUCUUUUGACAGCAAUUUCUGCUCUUUUUGCCUUUAUUCAGGAUAACUUUGUUGGACCGAAGCUACCUACUGACAACGUAAUCAAACUUUCACCAGAAUUUAACGCACUUGAUUUCGUCAGCACAGAUGGCGAAGAACUGGACGUGAAUGCCAGUUCAUCCGAACUGUUGUGCAUUUGUAAAAUCGCAUUCGAUCAUCUCAUCGAAGAUUCAACGGAUCAGGCAAGCAUUGACGAACGUUUGUGGUAUCUUCGAUAUCUACUAAUAUAUCAACGAUGUUUGGACGAUCUAACACAUAGUUUAUAUUCGAAAUUUAACCGGAACGUCGAGUAUUUGGUAAAAGGACUUGAUAAUAUUGAUGACUGGAAUUUGAAGCUACAGGUCCAUAUAGAAAUAGUACAAGGGUACGUUUUGUUCAAACGAAUUACAAAGUCAGAGGAAUGGAUGAAUUUAUUGAAGAAGUUCUCCGGUAUCGAAUUGACCGUUGAAGGUGUACUUGGCGUAAGAACAAAAUAUCAACAAAACCCUUUGCCGCAGCUAACUCUUCGAACCACAGGAUUUGAUACACUGUUACUGAAAUCGUCCAUUGAAACGCAUGGACACAUACAUCUUCCAUCAAUAUUAAAACUGGAAGAUGAUUUACGCUUAGAAAAAGUCAAAUAUGUCGCUGAACAUGAAAAUACGGAUGUACAACUGCCAAGUUUAGUACAGGAAAUUGUACUGACUAAUUUACUCUAUCUGAAACACUCCCAGCCCAAGGAUAAAUUAACCAAUGAAGAGUUGCAGCCGUACAUUACUUCUUUAUUAUACCAACAGCAUGGCCCUUGGUUAACAAGAAUUGCAACUCUGUUUAUCAAUAUUUGUGAAGAAGCGAAUCACAAACGAACUGUUGAUCGUUCACUAAAGCAAUGCGAAGAGCUUGUUCAUCUCCUGACGUCAGACUUAACACCGGUACGAGAUCGGUUAUCUUACGUAUUCUGCUCGGGAGUAAUCCCUCGUUGGCAAAUUAAAGCCAAACUUGGGGAUCUUAUGAUCAGUUUGGGAAUGAUAAAAACUGCCUUAGACCUUUACCUGGAAUUACAGCUUUGGGAAGAAGUAAUCGCAUGUUAUAAUUUAUUGGACCUACGACACAAAGCAGCAGACAUUAUCAGACAGGAAAUAAGCAAAAAACCAACAGUUUUAUUAUAUUGCUUGCUGGGAGAUGCAACGGAUGACACCAACUACUACAGAACUGCAUGGGAACUGUCCAGAGAAACCAGUGCAAGGGCCCAACGUCAUUGGGGUAAUUUUUAUUUUGCUAAAAAACAAUAUAGCGAAGCGAUUCCACAUUUGCAAAAGUCAAUUGAAAUUAAUUGUUUACAAGGAACAACUCUUCUCCGGCUUGGUUUUGCCGCCUUACAGCUUGAACAGUGGGAAGUAGCUGCUAAAUUUUAUAGGUUAUAUACGUCCCUAGAAUCACACGGGUUUGAAUCAUGGAAUAACCUAGCUAAGGCCUAUAUUAAACUGGGAGACAAAAAACGAGCCCAUAAAAUUUUGCAAGAAGCGCUUAAAUGUAAUUUUAACAAUUGGAAGGUAUGGGAAAACUUUCUUAUCGUAAGUAUCGACACGAAAAACUAUGAAGAUGCUAUAAAUGCAUAUGAGCGCCUUGAAGAGCUGAAGGAUAAAUUUUACGAUCCAGAAGUUUUGGAAAUUUUGACUAAAGUAAUCUCUGACGGAGCGCUGGAUGCAAACGGUAAUUCGUCACAUCGGUUUGCAAAAAAGAUGCUUAAAGUUCUUGGGCACGCGUGUGCUAAAAACGUGGCUAACGGUUAUUUGUAUGAGCUAUCUGCUCGUCUCGAAUGUGAAGAUUUACUCAAAAAGGCAAACAAGUUACAGAACGCUUAUCGCGUGUAUACACAAACCAAUAGUCACUGGUCAAAAGCGCCAGACAGCUGCGAAAAAAUACUAAAACUGUGCGUUCAAUUGUGCCAAAGCAGUUUACAGGCAUAUCUGGACGCAAAAUGUGACGUGAUUAACUAUCAAGCGGCAAAAUCGCAAUUGUCAUCGGCAAGACUUACUGGCCAAGGAUGUCUCCGCGCAGCGAGCAAUGAAAACUGGGAGCAGCAUGCUGACCUGGUUGAGCAGCUCAGAGAUAUUGUACAAAAGCUUACUGAUGAGUUAACAAAAGUAAAUAAGUAAUACAAGUUUGUAACAAUGAGUUAGUUGUAAUAUGUUCCUUACAAUAGAAUAAAAACCUGUAUGA